AUGAGAACGAAGAGAACUAGGGGUACAAGAAAUGUAGGAGCGAGCAUGCCUGCCGGCGCUGCGAAUGCGGAUAGUGAAGACUGGAAAGAAUAUGUCUCCGAAGACAUAAUAGCCCAAUUGAACAAGCACCAGCUGCCGUAUUCUGAAAUAUUAGAUGAGAAGAUCGCGGACUUGGCCAAUCACUGGCACUUCCAGUAUGUGAUGGCUUGGCUUUCCAAUGUCUGCGAAUCAUAUACUACAACGACAUUUAAUACUGACCAGUAUGGCGGUAGCUCUACCAAAUGCUUGUGGAAGAAUAUCAAAUUCGAUGAAGGUGUAUUUGUAACUGACGUAUUUUCGAAGAUAGACGGGAAGGACUCGAACUAUUACAAUGAUGAAGUCGACGUAGAUGAAGGAUCGCAAAAUUUGUACGACAGAAUUAGAUUGCAAUUAUUGCAUCAAUUAGCGGGAAAUAAAAGCGGGCAAUUGAAAGAUUGGAAUGUUAUAGUUAACCAUCACUUGCAAAACUCGAGCGCGUAUUCAGAUUUGGUUACGGACUUACCUUUUUUGGAGCUUGAAAUUGCACGCCAAUUCGACAUCAUUUACAGUAUCAUAAAAUUAAUUGAAAUGAAAAAUAUGAUCUUCAAAAACUACUUAGCGAAUAACUUGCAUCUGUUUACGUUUAGUGAAGUUAUACUGGAUGAUGAUAAUAGUGGAGGGGAGGAAAUGAAGAGCUUGUUUGCCUUACCCAAUGUUGGUGUACUCGUAAAGAAAACCAUUCACAGAGUAAAAGAAGGCUCUUCCUCCCAAGUCUCUCAAACUCUGAAUAUCCCAAUAAAACUACAGAACUGUACUAUAAAAGAAAGCGACCCAGACAUUCCUGAUUCAGUGGAGCUUAUUCAUCUCGAGUACUCUCACGAUAUCGAUGCAUAUCUUCAAUCGAUUACAAUUGAUUAUGAUGUGAUUACAACUAAUUGGGGGUCCAUGCUAGAAUACUGGUCAGAGAAUAAAAGUUCGAAAGCCAUAGAUGAGUUCAUAACUAACUUAAUACCGGUGUAUGCCGAACAUAGACUAUAUUCGGCAAAACUUUUGGCCAACAGAGAAAAGGAGAGAGCAAUUGCGGAGCUAAUGACAAGGAGGAAAAGAUCUUCGAGACUGGUAGCGAAAGAGGAAGAAAACAAGAAAAAAGACUUGGAAAGUGAGUGGUUUGAAAAACUAGAUGAAAGAGAACAAUUUAUAAGGCACAGAAACAAGCUAGUGUCGAAGGAAAUCAAAAAGAUAAAAGAUCUUCUUUGGAACCAAUUGUGGCAAUUGUACGAUCAAGAUUAUAGAGAUGAAAAAUUGACCAGGCGUAACGAGCUCAAAGAUAGAAGUGGUUCUGGUACACCGUUUUUUGAAACGUCUUUGGGCAGGGAGGAGGACAAUCCCUUAAAUGAAAUCGAUAUCGGAGUUCUUGAUCACGGCCCUAACUUUCAAUCUAGUAUAAUCCCGGUGGAACCACCAAUUCCUGGAACUGUUGGGCCACUACAGACGGGAGACGUCCCUGAAUUGCCUAGUGACUUCUGCAUAACAAAGGAAGAGCUAGAUGAGCUUGCCAACUACGGGAUCUUUACUCCGCAGCAAGAGCCCGACAACCAAGAUUCUGUUUUCCAAUGUCCGGGCGAACCAGAGCUGGCGCCCAUGAUUAUCACCGAAGACACGGAGACUGACCUCUUCAAUAACCGCCCAUUGAUAUGCUGUGAUCAUUGUUACAGGUGGCAGCAUUGGGAAUGCCAACCUCCAAAAAUUAUAGAGCUUAUAUCUUCAACCACAAAAUCCCCACAGCACACGCUGUCGCAACGUGAUUUUGGCGUCAUCAUAAUGGGAAAUUCGCACGGCAAUAGAAGGUCUUCUCGCAGACCCCAAUCCACACUUGAACCCAGCACCAAGUCUUCAAGACCUACUGAUAAACGCAAACCGCUGUCUGAAUGCUCCACUUUUAUCUGCGCUUGGUGCAUCAGGGACUUGGAACUUGAGCUGCGCAACAUUUUUGUGCCUGAAUUGAAAAUAAUAAGGGCCAAACAAAGAAAACAACAGGAAGACCGUGAAAGAAGAAAAAAAAUGAAGGAAGAAAAGAAAAGGCUCGAAGAGCUUGCAAAGAAAAGGGAACUAACCGAGUCUGUCUCACCUCCAGUGUUUAAUAAUGCAUUUGCAAACAUGUCAAGUAGCACAACGCCUAGUAUCGCCGCUUACGAAAAAACAAAUCCAGCCAUCAAUCCAGCACCUAAUGUAAAUGCCGCUCACCCCAUAAUUACAUACUCGCAGCAAACUGGCAGCAAAACUGUACCACAAGCACCACAGGCACCACAAACAUCACAAGCAUCAAUCCAACCACAGCAGCAACAGCAACAGCAACAGCAACAGCAACCGCUGCACCCUAAAGAACAGAACUUUCACUUCCAGUUCCCACCAACCAACUAG
Molecule: messenger RNA, 2439 nt
Organism: Saccharomyces cerevisiae S288C
Lineage: Eukaryota; Fungi; Ascomycota; Saccharomycetes; Saccharomycetales; Saccharomycetaceae
Gene: IOC2
Product: Ioc2p
Exons: 1
Coding region: 1-2439 (812 amino acids)
Cellular component (GO): nucleus
Source: RefSeq, marked reviewed